AUGUCUACAUCCUCAGCUCAAUCCUUCCGCCAAAUGGUCGGAAUCCCCCGCUCCUCUGCCUCAAUCCAAGACUCCACUCUCAUCAUCAUCGAUGCCCAAAACGAAUACGCCCACGGCAACCUCCAGAUCGAUCGCGUUGCUGAGUCCCGCAAGGUCAUUUCAGAUCUACUAAUCCGUUACCGCCAGGGCGGUAAUGGGCGCAACAUCGUCCAUGUCGUCCACCAGACGCCACCGGGCGCUCCCGUUUUCACGCCGGGAACGGAGUUGGCGCAGGAAUUCGACGAGCUUACCCCUGUUUCUGGGGAAAAAGUCGUGAGCAAGAACUUUCCUAGCUCGUUUGCGCAAACAGAUCUGCACGAGUACCUGGGUAGUCUGGGCAGUGUGGGGAGGAAAAUUGUCUUGGUGGGGUACAUGGCGCAUGUGUGUGUGUCUACGACUGCCAGAGCCGGCAAUGAAUUGGGGUACGAUGUUCUGGUUGUGAAGGAUGCGGUGGGAGACCGGAAUAUUCCAGGAGUGGAGGCAGCGACGUUGAAGGAGGUGAGCUUGAGGGAGUUGGAGGAUGCUUUUGCGACGGUUGUUUCCGCUGGCCAGAUUGCUGCAUAG
This is a messenger RNA of Aspergillus wentii DTO 134E9, 603 nucleotides long. Its product is annotated as putative isochorismatase family hydrolase. The record is from RefSeq and is a predicted model, not a curated record. Bases 1 to 603 code for a protein of 200 amino acids. NCBI's taxonomy places the organism in Eukaryota, Fungi, Ascomycota, Eurotiomycetes, Eurotiales, Aspergillaceae. The transcript has a single exon.